Malaya genurostris is the source of this 1567-nucleotide messenger RNA. RefSeq lists its product as uncharacterized. Bases 147 to 1121 code for a protein of 324 amino acids. Gene Ontology annotation, biological process: regulation of transcription by RNA polymerase II. NCBI's taxonomy places the organism in Eukaryota, Metazoa, Arthropoda, Insecta, Diptera, Culicidae. Gene Ontology annotation, molecular function: DNA binding. Gene Ontology annotation, cellular component: nucleus; transcription regulator complex. The record is from RefSeq and is a predicted model, not a curated record. The transcript has a single exon.
AUAGAGUGACGUUUUACUGGUUUGUGAUUGUUUGAAAAAUUGCUGGGAAAAUAUCUCUAACAUUGGAUUAGAUUACCACAUCUUAAGAAAUUAAACAACAACGAGAAGGUGUUGUUUGGCUACUUGUAUAUCAUUAUUUCCCCAAAAUGGGUCCAACAAAAAUGACUCCGGAGGACCAACAAUUCAACAUUUCAUUCGUAGCGGAGGUAAAGAAGCAUCCAUGUCUCUUCGAUAGCAAUAGUACGGAAUACAAACAAGCCCAGGUUCAGGACAAAUCCUGGCAAGCUGUGUCGGCAAAUGUUAAUGAAAGUGUUGAUAUGUGCAAAAAACGAUGGAGAAAUCUUCGGUGCUGCAUGACCCGAUAUUUGAAAUCUGUCCGCGAUAACGCUGAUAGUGGAUCCAGUGUUCGGAGGAAGCCGUAUUAUUUGUACAACCAUAUGCAGUUUGUUGUUCCGUAUUUGAAAAUGAAAGAUGGUGAGGGAUCGACGUAUGAGUCGGAGGAUUCAGUUUGGGUGAAGGGUAAUAAUACCGCUGAAGUUUUGAAAGAGGACGACGAGGAGGAAGAAGAAGACCAGGACCAGGACAUAGAAACAAUUGAUGUACAAGAGGAAGACCAUCAACAGAUAAAGCAAAGCAUUAUUCAGUCGAUCAAGAUUUUACCAAUGAGCCAAGAAGAACAGAACCAGGAAACGACUACCACCUAUGAAAUCAUUGAAGCAACCCCAUCCAAGCAACCGCGUAUCGAAUCUGUUCACAGUUUGUCAGCAGUAACACCCGUUUCGACUACACAGCAAGCGGUUAAGCAUAAGGAUCCAUUGAAUCUUAAACAUUUUACCUACACUGUUGCCGCCCCGCAGGCGAGCACUGCUACCCUGUACACGUCCACCCCCAUCGUAACCGGACAGCAUCAGCUGCAAGCAGCCACCUCCAGCUCGAAUGUGCAACGAAAACAGGCGGCACAGCAGAUGCAUGCACAGAGUUUGGCUAACGCCGCGGCCGAUGCAGACAACAAUUUCUUCAAAAGUCUCAUUCCUGAUAUACAGUCAAUGAACAUGGAUCAGAAGCGGAAGCUGAAGAUCGGUAUCCUGCGUUUGAUCGACGAAAUUUUGAGUACAACGUAGAAGCAUUGACUUCUGUUGGUUUAUAUUUUUUACGACUUAAUUUGUAGCUUUAAAUUUAAUUACGUUUAUACGUAUGAGAUAAGGAAUGCGACGUAUCUGCAGUUAGGUAAAAUGAGUUAUUGGCGUCUCUAGACACUUCUACCAUCACUGUAUGAAUCUGCCAGUAGUCACUAAUCAAAACGAUUUAAAUAAUUAAGAGAUUGGCGCAUCUAUUGCUAUCCCAAAAUAUGGCGUAUAGCAAAGAAUGCUGCUGCAGUUUACGCUGAUUUUUUUUCAAAUUCAUUUGCUAUAUUUAGACAACUGAUGAUUUGCGGAAUAAUUGAAUCAUCCGAAAGCGUAUUCGAUAGUGUUUAUGUAACGUACAAAUAAGAUGUUGUUUUCGCAGGUUUUAUUUUCGAAAAUAUCAAAAUUUAUUAUCGUACAAUAUAUGUAUCUGUCAUUUUAAU